CUUGCAGCCUUUAACCACGUGCACGUCAACCUCUUGAAAUGGGAUGGACUGUGGUUUAUUUGUGCCUUCGCAGCAAGGCACGCCGUUUGGUGUGCCUGGGUAUAAAUACCUGACAGAAUCCUGGGAAAUAUUGAAUAAAUAUAACUGCCUACUAAUUUAACGCUUGAACUAACAAGACAGUCUCCCUGUGCUUGAAGACACAACAAGACUCAAGUGUCAGGCUUUUGGGCGGAUAAAAGGACAAGAACAGGCCAUCCAUCACCUGUGUAGGUCUGAAGACUACAAUGAACAUUCAGUCUGCCAUCAACAAAGAGCUCUUCAUCCCUCGUGAUGAGCGGAUGCUGGUGGCAGUGGAGGUGCGGAGGAGGAAAAGGAAGAGGAUGUCCUCCCUGCUCCCUGGAGCCAAAGGAGACUACACCACAUUCAUCUGUGUUUCAGUGACCAACACCAGGCCACAUCAGCUCCUCAUUACAAAGGUGAAGCGGUUUGGUGGCUCCUCCUCCUUCACCAGGAGGUCCCAGUGGACAGUGGAGCAGCUCAGACAGGUUAACGGCAUCAACCCCAACAAGGACAGCCCUGAGUUCGACCUAGUGUUUGACAAUGCUGUGGACCAGUGGGUGGCCAGCUCAUCAGCAGAGAAGUGUAUCUUUGUCCAGAUCUUGUAUCACGCCUGCCAAACCUAUUGGGAGGGGAAAGCAGGGAGCCUGGGAAAGGCAGGGAAGUUGGGCAAGGUGGGACGCAAGGGGAAACCAAGUCAGCACGCUCACGAAGAACUUGGAGCUGGUCCAAGUGACUCCUCACCAGGCCCUGCAUCAAAAACCCUGAGGGCCCGGAGAAAGAGCUAUGUCCCCCCCAGAAAGGCAGAGUUCAUCAACUGCCAGUCCAAACUCACAGGAGAUGCCUGCACUAUGAAUCUGGUCAUCUACCGCUGCAAAGCCUUCUUGAAUCGUAUGAAGAAUAUGAUGGUCACAAACCAAAGAUCAUCAGGUCGAGGUCAGCCUGGACAGCGUGCCACAGGGAGCACUGUGGGUAAUGUAGUUCAGAGGGUAAAUGUGUCUCUUGGAGAGCGUGGGGACAGACUGACUCGUGCUGAGGACAAGACUGUGGAGCUGAUGCACAAAGCCCAUCAGUUUGCAGACACUGCUCACAAGCUGGCCCUGAAGUACUCAAAGUAGAGUCUGGUGGAGGAUGAAUGGAGCUCUUCAGGGUGUAAAAGAUGAUUUCUGUAACAUGGACACUAACGCUUUGGGAUGCAGUGAUGCAGUCUGGGCCCAGCAGAUGCUGCUAACUCCUCAUGAAAGCCUGUUUGUGAGAAGAGGACCGGAGAGGAGCGACCCGCAGGCUCCGGACUGCCACUUAAACUGCCCUUCUCUUAUGACUGACUGCAGCAAAACAUCUUAAUGCACUUUAACCACCUUUUGAUUUGACACUAGUGUCUCAGGGGGAUCAUCUACAAUGUGUUCACCCUGAAUGUUUUACCUGUUAUCAGAUUAAUCUUGUGUCGUUUAUGAGAAGGCAGGACUUUAAGAUGCAGUUACUUAACACUGUUUUCUCUAUAAGUUUUAAACACUCCCAUUUUUUUUGUUAUUUUUUUUAAUUUAUAAACAUCAAAUAGUUUUAACCAAGCUCUUAUAACGUUGUCUAUGAAGGCAGACUACUUGUCUGACCUAAGAUCCAUGUGACAGGUGACAGUACACUGGGUGAAUGGUGCUUUUGUUUUUUAAGUGCACUAAAUGUUUUAUAGUCAUCACCA
Molecule: messenger RNA, 1753 nt
Organism: Acanthopagrus latus (yellowfin seabream)
Lineage: Eukaryota; Metazoa; Chordata; Actinopteri; Spariformes; Sparidae
Gene: stxbp6l
Product: syntaxin binding protein 6 (amisyn), like
Exons: 7
Coding region: 285-1175 (296 amino acids)
Source: RefSeq, a predicted model, not a curated record